Messenger RNA from Mirounga angustirostris (Northern elephant seal), 4440 nucleotides. RefSeq names its product sodium voltage-gated channel beta subunit 2 (gene SCN2B). Gene Ontology annotation, cellular component: voltage-gated sodium channel complex; plasma membrane. Lineage: Eukaryota; Metazoa; Chordata; Mammalia; Carnivora; Phocidae. Bases 293 to 853 code for a protein of 186 amino acids. Gene Ontology annotation, molecular function: sodium channel regulator activity. Gene Ontology annotation, biological process: membrane depolarization during cardiac muscle cell action potential; cardiac muscle cell action potential involved in contraction; regulation of sodium ion transmembrane transporter activity. The transcript is spliced from 4 exons. The record is from RefSeq and is a predicted model, not a curated record.
CUCCCUCCCGCCAGCCAGAUAGGACCUCCCCACAGCUCUGCCCUUCCACGCGGCAGGGUGCUGGCUCCUUCACAGUGGAGGGCGCUGCCCUGUGGGGUUCAAGUGCUCAUCUGAAGGAUGUGGGCUGGGCGGGGAAAGAGGCCAGGGAUAGGUCAGCCCGAUUCACAGCACCUGCUCUCUGCGGUCACGUGGAGGGACCCCUUUUGGGAGGCGGCCCUGGGAAGGUAGCGGCCCUUGGAGGGGGUUAGAGAAGCGGAGCCUUCCUCGGGUAAGAGUGCCACCAGGGCAGAGCAUGGAGGUCACAGUACCUACCACCCUCAACGUCCUCAACGGCUCUGAUGCCCGUCUGCCCUGUACGUUCAACUCCUGCUACACAGUGAACCACAAACAGUUCUCCCUGAACUGGACCUACCAGGAGUGUAGUAACUGCUCUGAGGAGAUGUUCCUCCAGUUCCGCAUGAAGAUCAUCAACCUGAAGCUGGAACGGUUCCGAGACCGUGUGGAGUUCUCAGGGAACCCCAGCAAGUAUGACGUGUCGGUGACGCUGAGAAACGUGCAGCUCGAGGAUGUGGGCACCUACAACUGCUAUAUCAUGAACCCGCCCGACCGCCACCGUGGCCACGGCAAGAUCUACCUGCAGGUCCUCAUGGAAGAGCCCCCUGAGCGGGACUCCACGGUGGCCGUGAUCGUGGGCGCCUCUGUGGGUGGCUUCCUGGCGGUGGUCAUCUUGGUGCUGAUGGUAGUAAAGUGCGUGAGGAGGAAAAAAGAGCAGAAACUGAGCACGGAUGACCUGAAGACGGAGGAGGAGGGCAAGACAGAUGGAGAGGGCAACGCGGACGAUGGCCCCAAGUAACGCGGCCCCGCAGCCCCUCCCUCGCGUCCUGUCUUCCUCCCACCCUCCGCCCUGCACACUGUGCCCCUGCCUGCCCUCUCUUGGUGUGCUUCUCUUGAACCAGGGUCCCAGGGCCCACCUGGGGCCUCCCGAAACCCUCCCUUCGUACCCCCCACCCUGCACCAAGAGUGACCCACCUCUCUUUCAUUUGGGAAACCUGCCAUGGCGCGUGGGACGUGUGGGCCCCGGGGGGGUGGGGUGGGGGGGGGGGAAGAAGUGGGCUCAAAACUGCCAGUCCCUGAGAGGAGGCAGGAGGCCUGUGUGAGGGUCCCAGAAAGAGAGGGCGUGAGGGGGAGUUCGGCUGUCCAGACUGCCCUGUUUGUGGACUGGUCCGGUGGGCCUCAGGGAGGAUCUGCGGGUGGCUGAGGGGUUUUGCUGCGCUGCCUGCCUCAAGAAAGCCCCGGCUGUAGUGUGGCUCUGCUCCCCGAGCUGCUCCAGGCCAGGCAGCCCUGUCAGGCUGGGGGCUGCUGAUGGGUUCCUAUCACUUGGGGGGGGGCACGCAUUUCCUGGGCAUUGAGGGGAAGCCUUGGCCCAGGGACCUCCACUGAUAGUUGCUACCACAGGAGCCUCGUGGGGGCGUUUUCUGUCAGCUGCGAAUCUCUUGGGAUUUGGGGGGGGAACAUUGCAUGAAGACUCACUGAGCUGGGCCAUGGGUAGGUUGUAUCGUUCUAGGUAGUGGUCAUUUUUCACCAUAGUUAACCACUAACAGGAGACAAAUUUCCAAGUCAGCUGAGGUCUGAAGGGGUGGAGGCUGCAUUGUAAAAUGGAGUUAGUUACAGACUGCCUUCUCCAACAGGGUGACCGCCCUCAACCCAGGUGUGGGGCUGGGGAGGGUGGAAAACCAUGGCGGAGGAGUUGAUGUGCAGGCUGGGGGCUUUAACCGGGCCUUCUCUUCAAACUUUCCCAGUGACCCUCAGCAGGGUUUUUAGCUGGCUUUUGGGUAGAGAUCAGGGAAGGAAAUGCCCUGAGGGAAGCGUGAAGGGGCCCUCGGAGCCUGUGAGAUCCUGUAGCCAUGUCACACCCUCCCUGCCCCAGGGACUCCCUCUGUGGGGAGGAAAUAGCAUUUCUGGAGAGCCAACUUUCACUGCCAUUUUACUCACGUUAAGAGGGAAGUAUUUAAGCCUCAAGAGAGGGAGAGAGACAGAAACUGCUGACGUGAACUCUACCUUGGAAGACCCUCAGAGAUCAAGGAGGCAAGUCACUCACUAGAGAUGGGGAACCAGGUUCAAAUUGACAGACUGAGGGUCCCACCCUCCCCUCCUCUGGCUCCUCAGUCUCCAGUUUGGAUCAACAGAGCCAUAGUUUUCCCUGUGGGAAGGGCCUCUGCGGGCUGGUAGACAGGGAGGUGAGGUGAGGGAGCUGGGCUGUCCAGGCCUGCUUCCUCUCCCAGGGCGCUGGGGAUGGAGGGAUGGAGUGGGAGGGCAGAACUGCUGGUGAGGCGCCACUCCUGCCCCCAGACUGACCUUCUUUAGCAUUUCCCGGCCUUUCAAGGGGCUCAGACCCUGCCCAGGCUCUAGGAGUCAGUGCCCGGGGCAGGAACUGGUCUGAGGAAAGGGGGUGGAGACAGGACUGUGACAGUCUCAGGGACCAUUCUCUGCCUCUGCCCAUCAGAUGGCCAAUUUGGGGAGAGAACAAGAGCAUACAGGAGGUUCAGUUUAAUUCACUUCAAUUCAACAUCCAUUUAUUGAGCAUCUCCUGUGUGCCAACUGCCGGGGAUGCACACAAAGCCAUAACAAGAGUUGGGAACUGUCAGGUCAGCACUGUGGGGACCAAGAUUCUUUUUUUUUUUUUUUUUUGGUGCAUCUAAUUCCACCUCUGUAACCACUGCUUCCAGGGCUGGAGUUGGAGAGAAGGAAGAGAGUCCCGAAUCUGGGCCCUGGGAAAGGAAGAAAGGAAGGAAGGGGUGGGGGGAGGUCCAACAGGGAACAAGGCGACAGGCCAGGCAGAGUGGGGGACGGACAGCCUGGGUGACAGCUCCUGGGUGGGGUGAGUCCAGCUCAGUACCUAACUGCCAAUCAACACACUGCCAAUGGGGGUGGGCUAAGCCACCAGGAUGCCUGGGGCAGGCGGACACAGCCCAACCUUGGAGCCAACCAGCUAAGAGGGGAGUGAUGGGUGGUGGGCAUCUCAUACCGGCUGAGACCAAGGGCCGUUGUGAUACACUUCUGCAGCCUGCAGAUUUCCCUUUUCGGCAACCUCUCAAGUGCUCUCCUCUUUCAGGACGAGCUGUGCCUGUGCUGAUGCAGGGCACUUUUCUUUUUCCAGGAUGCCUAACAUUUAGGGGAAAUUUUUGCGCGAUUCCCUACGUUUAUUCUAAGAAGUCCCAAAUCUGCAUCAAGAAGCCCCAGACUUCUGGGUUCCUUCCUUUCAAUGCCCUGACCCAGUGGGCCCCCCCCACCCCCAGCUGCCCACCCUCAUGGGCCCUUUCUCCUGCAGCCUCUUAGAAUCUGUUCCAGAGCUCUCCUAGGGCCACCUCCCCCAGGGCCGUGAGGUUGGGAACAAGAUGGGGCUUCGGUGAGUAGAGGUGGGGAACCAGUGACAUGUUUCCAUAGCAGCCAUUUCUCUACCCUGCUUUCUAGUUUAUACCAGCAAGCUGCUUCUCUCCCUGCGCUGUGGGGUCCAGCCCCACUUCUGGCUGCAUGUUCCCAUCACUGCGCUCUGCUGGGUCCAGUCUGCUGGUUUCCUCAACCGCCCCUGCCUCUCCUGUUGUCUUGGAGCUCCCUGUCUGUCUCUUCCUCCUAAUUAAGGGCCACUGUAAAGAGAUGGGCUGGCCAACCCAUGGGAUUGAGCUUCUAAGAACAAAGUACACUUUUUUCAGGACUGAAAUGCCUUGAGGUGCCUUGAAACUGGCUUUGAAAAUGGCUGUCUGCCCCUUAGCUAUGGACUAAUCACAGUUAUUCCCAAUUUAUAAAAAGGAAAAGCUGAUUGGAUCCAUAUUUUCUCCCCAGAAGUCCCCUUGGGGAAGUUGGGCUGGUAAGUAUUUACAAGGUCAGGUGAAACAGAUGGACAAUGGAAAAUACUGGCCAGGUCCCAAAAGACAGUCCCGGGCCAUAGGGAUGGCGUGGUGCAGUCAGAAUGAGUGAUGAAUCAAGAAAUUUUCCUUGCAACUUGUCUUAAGGAUAGACAGCCUGUGCCUCUUGCUGAUGUCUUCCUUUAUCGAAGCUUGCUGAUGCAUUUGCACAUAGUCUAUAUAUAGGUAUAGAUAUAUUCUAUAUACAAAUAUAAAACGUCGCGCCACAUCCACCCCAAAAGUUAUACCGGGUUGGGGGGGGAACCAUCAUUUCUCAAUGUUUUGAGUUGAUUCACCAAAGGCAAAUUAUGGAAUGUUCUUAUUGCUUUUUGUGCACUUGGAGGAGAAAACCCAGCUACUUAUGCACUUUCUAGGUUUUCUGUGUUACAGGGUGGUUGGAGGGGGGUGGGGAGAAAACCUUCAGUGGUCCUCUGUGACCCAGCCUCUGUGAUGUGUCUGCCUUUUGGAGCAGACUGCGUUUCUUUUGCAGUUUGUUGUAUUGCUUGGAUCUAUCGGCUACAAUAAACAGAUCAUCUCC